Molecule: messenger RNA, 1884 nt
Organism: Halteromyces radiatus
Lineage: Eukaryota; Fungi; Mucoromycota; Mucoromycetes; Mucorales; Cunninghamellaceae
Product: CRAL-TRIO domain-containing protein
Exons: 4
Coding region: 59-1765 (568 amino acids)
Source: RefSeq, a predicted model, not a curated record
UUUUUUUUUUACAAGUUUCAUAUAAAAUCUCAUUUAUAUAUAGAUAUAUUUCAUACUUAUGACAACUUCAUCGACUCAGAAUGCUAUAUUGGAAUUGAAUGCACAGUACUUGGAGAAUACAUCUAUCAUUCACUCACUCGAAACAAAACUAAAACAAGGUUUACAAGAAUUAACGCUACCCCAGGAAGAAUUCACCUUUGCUAUUGAAUUUAUUGAAGACCAUGUGACACUGUUUCGAUUCUUAAAGGACUCUGAUUUUAACGAAGAUCUUGCUUAUGAGCGUUUGUUAGACACCAUACUUUGGCGCAAGGAAAUCAAGAUUAACGAGUUAAGAUGGGAUACCAUUCAUACCAGCUUUUAUCGUCAAAGUCAAAAUGCAUUUGCCUUUUUCCACAAACAAGAUCGGCUUGAUCGACCGAUUGCUGUUAUUCGCAUGCGACACUUUCCAAACUUUGGUGACCAAACGUUAGCUGAAACUAUACCACCUUUUGCCUGUCUAGUUAUGGAAAUGGCUCGAAAAUGGACACGAGAUCUGACCCGGCGAAACGAACAACUCAGACUAGAAGGUUCAAAUACAAAGGAUUUGACUGUUUUGGUGUCACAGAUUGUAGUUAUUAUUGAUAUCUCUAAAUCACCCAUGGUACCAUUAGAAAAACGACUGAUACAAGAAUUACGAAUGUUAACUGAUGAUCGAUUCCCUGGAUUUAUUGGAUCUGUCUAUAUUAUGAAUUUUGGUUGGAUGUAUCAAGGUUUAUGGCAAAUGGUCAAGCUAAUGUUAUCUGAAAGGGCAAAAAGUAAAAUAAACUUUCCAUCGGCCAAUGAAGUGAAGGAAUAUAUAAGCGAAGAAAACUUAUUACAAGAAUUGGGUGGGGAUGAUGAUUACGAAUGGACUUUGGACAACGAUAUUAUACUACAACAAUAUGGAAAUGGAUGGGAAAAGGAACCAAAAUCACCUUUGAUAACUGAAGAUUUUGCAACCAUCCGACCAACUCGAAGCUUAUCACUAUCCUCCUAUGCAUCUGAUGACUUUUAUGAUGCGCCUGAAUCACCAUUUGUAGAGAUUGAUCGAGAACAACCAAUUAUGGGGAAAACACCAAGUGGAUAUUCAAGUCUUUAUGGUACACCAGGCUCAUUAACACCUAUUGGUAUUCGAUCACCUUCUCAAUGGCCAUCUACCUCUCAGUCAUUAUUUCCAAUAUCUUCAUCAACAAAUCAAUACUUUCGACUCAAUGGCAUUCAUUUACCAUCCUUUCUUUCGUCAUUUUUUGGAACAAAUAUCAAUACUGCAACGACAACAGAGGAAUUGGAUCAUUCUAAUAAUAGCGUAUGUGGAGUGGACUUGACUUAUCGACUUACCAAUAUAGCCAUUGAACAACAACAACAACUUGAAAAUAAUAUUGAAGCGGUAGUGAUGGUUGAAAAACGAACAAUUGAACGACAUGAACCACAUUUUCCUCAUUUACUACCAGCAAAUGAUCCUCAAUCAACUUAUGCCAAUGCUCCUUUGAAAUUACAACUACGUCGAUCUGAACAACGCCUGGUGCGAAUUACACGAAGACUUUUUCGACUAUCAUUUGCUUACAAUGGUACUUUCUAUUGGAUACUUUUAUAUAUCUUUUUACGUGGACCUGUGGAACAUUCGAUGAAACAAUUUUUGGCCAAAAUUUUGAAGAAUCCAAGGACUAUUACUUAUACUACAGUUGGAUUGACUGCAUCAAUGGCUGCUGGAUUAAGUGCAUCUUUAUCUUCUUCUUUAGGUCAUUAGUUUAUCCCCUUAUUAUAUUUUUCUUUUAUUGCAUUUCUCAUUUAUUUAUUUAUUUUUUUGUAACAUAAUAUUCAUAUUUCACUCCCUUUGUUAUCACACUUAUGUACAUUCAAUUCCCG